Molecule: messenger RNA, 3651 nt
Organism: Achroia grisella
Lineage: Eukaryota; Metazoa; Arthropoda; Insecta; Lepidoptera; Pyralidae
Gene: Nos
Product: nitric oxide synthase-like protein
Exons: 22
Coding region: 1-3651 (1216 amino acids)
Biological process (GO): nitric oxide biosynthetic process
Molecular function (GO): flavin adenine dinucleotide binding; NADP binding; calmodulin binding
Source: RefSeq, a predicted model, not a curated record
AUGCCACCUGAAGUGAUGCAGAGUUCCGUAAACAUAAUUAAUAAUUCCCUCAAAGUGAUCACGACAGGUCCUAAUGGCGGACUCAUCAAUACCUUGAUAACUGACGACGUAAACAAAACUUGCCCGAAUGAAUUGAAUGUUGAAACUGCUAGCGGUGGAAAUGCCGUUGUUGAUAAAUUACCUGUUAAUGAAGGAGCCAUAGUUGAGAAGAAAAUGCCACGGAAAGUAAUAAGACCUAAAGUAUUAAAGAAUUAUGAAUCUGGACAAUACAUGUAUGAUCGACUAUACGAUGUGCCGUGUCCAGGAAUGCCAACAUUAUGCAACGAAAGAGCGUGCCUUGGCAGUUUAAUGGCCAUUCCUGGCCGCGGAGACGUGCCAAGGGAGUCGGAAGAGGUCCUCAAGGAUGCCAAAGACUUUCUUGGACAAUAUUUCGCUUCUAUACGAAGGGCUAACACGCCAGCCCAUGAAGCUCGCUGGAAGACAGUGCAGGAGGAGGUUACACGAACAGGAACAUAUCAGUUGACUACUACGGAACUAGUGUUUGGAGCCAAACUGGCUUGGAGAAACGCUAGUAGGUGUAUUGGCAGAAUACAAUGGUCUAAACUUCAGGUGUUCGAUUGCCGACAAGUCACAACUACUAGCGGUAUGUUCGAAGCACUUUGCAAUCAUAUAAAAUACAGCACGAACAAAGGGAACAUCAGAUCAGCUAUAACAGUGUUUCCACAACGCACGGAUGGUCAACACGAUUAUAGGAUAUGGAACAGUCAGCUCAUCAGCUAUGCAGGGUACAGGCAAGCUGACGGUACUGUACUUGGGGAUCCCAUGCAUUGUGAGUUCACUGAGCUAUGCCUAAAAUUAGGCUGGAAACCUCCACGCACAGCGUGGGAUAUUUUGCCAUUAGUGCUAUCAGCCAAUGGAAAAGAUCCGGACUAUUUUGAAAUCCCUCGCGAGCUGGUCAUGGAGAUUAAUAUGACACAUCCUACGCAAGAAUGGUUUGAGGAGCUCGAACUCCGUUGGUACGCGUUACCAGCGGUCUCUAACAUGCGCUUCGAUUGUGGUGGCAUAGAAUUCACUGCGAAUGCUUUCAACGGUUGGUAUAUGAGCACGGAAAUUGGCUGUCGCAAUUUUUGUGACAUUAACCGAUUAAACAUGUUGGAGAAAGUGGCUCAAAAAAUGGGCUUGGAUACAAGAACGCCUGUAAAUUUGUGGAAGGACAAAGCCCUUGUUGAAGUAAAUGUGGCUGUAUUACACAGUUUUCAGCAACAUAAUGCUACUAUCGUUGAUCAUCAUACUGCUUCUGAGAGCUUUAUCAAGCAUUUGGAUAAUGAGAACAGACUCAGGUCUGGAUGUCCCGCUGAUUGGAUAUGGAUUGUGCCACCAAUGUCAUCUUCUAUUACUCCAGUGUUUCAUCAGGAAAUGGCAUUAUACUAUUUGAGACCUGCAUAUGAAUAUCAAGAACCAGCUUGGAAAACUCAUCAGUGGCAAAAAUCGAAGCCGAUUACAGGCAAAAGACCUAUAAAUAGAAAAUUCCACUUCAAGCAAAUAGCGCGUGCGGUGAAGUUUACAUCGAAGCUCUUCGGCCGAGCACUUUCUAAAAGAAUAAAGGCGACUGUCUUAUAUGCUACUGAAACAGGGAAAUCGGAACAGUAUGCUAAGGAAUUAGGAGUCAUUUUCGGACACGCCUUUAAUGCUCAGGUGCACUGUAUGGUAGAUUAUGACAUAACGUCUAUAGAACAUGAAGCCUUACUGAUGGUUGUAACAUCCACUUUUGGAAACGGUGAUCCACCGGAAAAUGGUGUGGCUUUUGCAGAACAUCUUUGUGAAAUUUUAUAUGCUGACCAAGUUGGCGAUGAUAUCAGUGGCAAUGUUCAAUCACUUACUCCGAAGACUUUCAUAAAAGCCAAUAGUCAGAUGGAAUUCCAGAGAUACACAUCUGGUACUACGAAAAAGUUGAGCCGAUUAGAAUCAUUAAAAGGAAGUGUAACUGACGCCACAUCAAUCGACAGUUUUGGUCCACUGAGCAAUGUUCGUUUUGCUGUGUUUGCCUUGGGCUCUAGCGCCUACCCGAAUUUCUGCAACUUCGGCAAAUACGUCGAUAAACUAUUGGGUGAUUUGGGAGGGGAACGUAUCCAUGACCUUGCGACCGGUGACGAGAUGUGCGGUCAAGACCAAGCCUUCAGGAAGUGGGCCUCUAGCGUGUUUAACGUUGCUUGUGAAACAUUCUGCUUAGAUGAUGACGAAACUUUACAAGAAGCUAAGCGGGCUCUAGGCAGUGUUGCUCUUAGUGAAGAAACAGUACGAUUCAUAUUACCAGUUGGUCGUGCACCCACUCUUACAGCUGCUUUGCAAUCUGCAUUAAACAAAAAAUUCGUGACAUGCAUAGUGAAAGCUAAUAAGGAUUUAGGCGAUAGUUCCGCUGAGAGAUCUACAAUAUUUAUAGAUAUGGAACCUAAGGAGGAAAUAAAAUAUGACCCUGGAGACCAUGUGGGUAUUGUCGCAUGUAAUCGUAAAGAAUUAGUUGAUAGUCUGUUGGCUCGACUAAAAGAUGUGGACGAUUAUGACGAACCAAUACAACUUCAGCUAAUGAAAGAAACCCAUACUUCAAGUGGACCUGUAAAAUCCUGGGAACCACAUGAAAGACUUCCAGUAGUUAGCGUGCGAGAACUAUUCACAAGGUUCCUAGAUAUUACAACGCCACCAACUACCAUCCUUUUGCAAUAUUUAGCAAAGACUUGUGAUAACGACGAAGACAGGAAACAGCUAAAUUUACUUGCAACGGAUCCUGCAGCUUAUGAAGAUUGGCGUCAUUAUAACUUCCCAACUAUAUCAGAGGUUUUAGAACAAUUUCCAUCUGCUAGACCGAGUGCAUCGCUUUUUGCUGCACUGUUGUCUCCUCUGCAACCCAGAUUUUAUUCUAUUUCGUCAUCACCAAUUGCUCAUCCCAAAAGAUUGCAUCUUACAGUUGCUGUGGUCACAUACCGAACUCAAGAUGGAGAGGGUCCAGUCCACUACGGUGUUUGUUCAAAUUAUCUCAUGGAUUGUAAGUCUGGCGAUGAGGUUUACUUAUUUAUACGAAGUGCGCCAAAUUUCCAUCUUCCACAAGAUCUAUCAGUGCCACUUAUAUUGAUAGGCCCAGGAACUGGAAUUGCUCCGUUCAGAGGUUUCUGGCACCAUCGAAGGGCCCUAUUAAAUUCCCGAACACGGCCAAAUGCAGGCCCUGUUUGGUUAUUCUUUGGGUGUCGUACAAAAACUAUGGACUUAUACCGAGAGGAGAAAGAACAAGCUCUCAAGGAAGGAAUAUUGUCAAAAGUAUUCCUUGCGUUGUCAAGGGAAAAAAAUAUUGCCAAAAUGUAUGUUCAAGAAUUGGCAGAAAAAGAAGGAUUUGAAAUCCACGAUCUGCUAAUAAACAAAGGAGCUCACUUUUAUGUCUGUGGUGACUGCAAGAUGGCGGAGGAUGUUCAUCAGAAGUUGAAGGGCAUCAUUAAGAAGCAUGCAAAAAUGACAGAUGAACAAGUGCAAAAUUUCAUGUUUAUGCUAAAGGAGGAGAACCGUUAUCAUGAGGACAUCUUCGGAAUUACCCUUCGCACAGCGGAGGUCCACAGCGCGUCGCGAGAGUCAGCUCGCAGGAACCGCGUAGCUGCACAACCAUGA